Messenger RNA from Knipowitschia caucasica, 349 nucleotides. The record is from the annotation of a GenBank genome assembly. NCBI's taxonomy places the organism in Eukaryota, Metazoa, Chordata, Actinopteri, Gobiiformes, Gobiidae.
UGCACUGAACUACCAAUUCUGUCAGCAGCAAAGCCACGUGAUCCGCCACAUGAUGAGUCACGUGAUCCGCCACAUGAUCAGCCACGUGAUCCGCCACAUGAUCAGUCACGUGAUCCGCCACAUGAUCAGUCACGUGAUCCGCCACAUGAUGAGUCACGUGAUCAGCCACAUGAUCAGUCACAUGGUCACCACCUCCAAGGGGAGUCUACCGCUUCACAUCCUCCCAGACAACUGGCUCGCCUACGGUGCCGAGAUCCCGUACAAACAGCUGUUGCAGUGGGAGCGGCGGUCCCAGAGAAGAGCUCUUGUGUAUUAUUGUGCGAGGUCUGUGCGGAAGGGACGUACUUGA